GCAGCCCCCAUGUCAGGCAGUCUCGGACUUCAUGCAAACUCUCACGACAAACUUUUCUUUUUCUCUGCUUCUUUAUCUCCGUGUCUGGUCCAUAAAAAAGCUCUACGACCCUGCUCUUUCGGCCCUGUUAUUUCGUCUUGCCAUUUUCUCUCUUUGUCACCAGUUUUCUGCACCCAAGCCAUAUACGCACUCGUCAAAGCAGAGCACCCUCCAAAAAUAAUCUCACCCACCAACACACGGCUCUAGCCGCACGAAUAACCGACUGUAUCGUCGACAUAGACCGAUCCAGUUUCUACAUGAAGCAGGGAUUAUCGUCCACAAUCUCAACACACCUCAUUAUCAGCUUCACCUCGAACACGAGGCUCCAUCAACUCAAGUCAUGUCAAACCUACCCAACUCCCUUGGAACUCGCCAAAGGUCUUUUCUCCGAACCAUCUGCGCUCGACCAAGUUUCUACAGCCGUGCAUCCUCACCACAAAAUUACAACGAGGACGCCAUAACUCCGUGCCCGGUCGAAUCAUCUCACGACGACGAGGAGCACACGCCGCUUUCCAGAUCAUCCUCCUCCAGCUCACUGCGAAGCACGAGAUCCCUGCGCUCCAGCAUCGAAGACAUGAGAGACUACAACGACAUCGACCCCCAGCUCCUCUGGCGGCGCAUGCUUGCCAUUCAACGCACCUUCGGCUGCUACAACUCGACACGCAUGAACAUUGCCAUUGAGAUUGGCGAACAGAACGCUUCUGUCCCAUCACGAGUAUGUCUGGAUUUGCUGAAUGACAGCAUUGAUACUCUUCCCAACGAUAUCAAGCAGCGAAUCGAAGACUUCCUCGCAUGCGAAGACGUCUCUAGGUCAUCGUCAUCUUGCAGCAGCAGGAGGAAGUGGAGUUGGAGGCAUCUUCUGCAUGCUUGAUUAUCAUUCAGUGAAACCAACUAGGGCUGGACCCAAGAUUGCUUGGGGGUCUUGUUGCUUAUCCCUUUGUUGAGAACCACUCUGGGUUGGUUGGUUGGUUGGUUGGUUGCUCGGUCAGGCUUUUCUUUUUCCUCCUUUCAUGAUAUAUACCCCUUUUUAGAGAUACGCGGGAUGCACGGGAAUGGCGCAAAACGGUGGCUUUUUUUCCUCGGACGCGUCAUGUUCGAGAUUGGCACGUUGGUCCGGAAGUUUACGGGAAGAUUUGUCAAAGAAAGUUUACAGAAGCAUUAGAUGAGGAAUUUGGUUGGAGGAUCGACAAAUACACCAAAGUUGCACCCACAUUGUUGAACGGGCGUUUUAUUUCACUAUUUCCAAUUUCCAAAAGAAGCAAACUACGAAUGAGGCACCCAGCGAGUUGUG
Neurospora crassa OR74A is the source of this 1330-nucleotide messenger RNA. RefSeq lists its product as hypothetical. The record is from RefSeq and is a predicted model, not a curated record. Lineage: Eukaryota; Fungi; Ascomycota; Sordariomycetes; Sordariales; Sordariaceae. The transcript is spliced from 2 exons. Bases 380 to 910 code for a protein of 176 amino acids.